Molecule: messenger RNA, 719 nt
Organism: Passer montanus (Eurasian tree sparrow)
Lineage: Eukaryota; Metazoa; Chordata; Aves; Passeriformes; Passeridae
Exons: 3
Coding region: 24-719 (231 amino acids)
Source: RefSeq, a predicted model, not a curated record
ACAGGACCGGGACAGGGACAGGGAUGGAGCCGCUGGAGCUGCCCCGGGGUUCCUGCUGCUCCUCGGGGCCGGGGCUGUCCCCGGAGAUGUCCCCAGGGCUGUCCCCGGGGCUGUCCCCGGGGGGGUGCGAGGAGCGCGAGGCCUGGCUGGGCCCGGGGGGCUCCCCCCGGCCGUGUCCCUACGGAGCCCCCGCCGAGGGAGCGGCCCCGGAGCUCCGAGAGCCCCCCACGGAGGAUGACAUCUACUGCCGCUGCCUGUCGCGCACCCUGUGCCACACGGCCACGCCCGUCACCGUCGGCUUCUACGCGCCCUGCGGCCACCGCCUGGAGUCCCUGCUGGCCAAGGUCACCGGUGGGUCCGGAACCCGGGAAUUCGGGAAUUCGGGAAUCCGGGAAUCCGGGAAUUCGGGAAUGUGGGAAUUCGGGAACCCGGGAAUUCGGGAAUGUGGGAAUUCGGGAAUUGGGAGCAGCGGAUUUGGGGUUUUCUGUGCCCGGUGGUGUUUCCUGAAGGUUUGGGGUCUCAUUGCAAAUUCCAUCCCAAUCCUUAGUUCAAUCCCAAAUCCCACCCCACAGUCCCAAAUUCCAUCCCAAAACACAAAUUUCAUCUCAGUUCCAAAUCCCAUUCCAGUCCCAAAUCUCAUCCCAUCCCAAAUUCCAAAUCUCAUCCCAGUCCCAAAUCUCACCUCAAAUCCCAUCCCAUCCACCCCAACGCCAUCUUAA